AUGUCUUCGGCCGAACAUUACCCUGGCUACUCUGCUCUUCGCUCUUUUUUUAAUGAACAUGAACAUGUAAACUGGUCAUAUUAUGAGUUUUUGACUCUUAACCGCGAUGUCAUUAUAUCUUUACCAUCAAGUACUACUGAUUGGAAUGGCCUAGAUGGUACAUGGACUCCUCCUAUCAGCCAAUGUCCUGACUUAGGAGUAUCAGUCAACGUCCUGGCCCAAGUGAUGGUAGUGGCAACUCUGGUCAGCCAACGUCCUGAUUUAAGAGUAGAUUCCGAACGUUCAAAAGAUGGAUUGAAGGCCUAUUGGGAAAACUUGAAAGUAAAACGUACCCACAUUCUUGGGAGUCUUGAUCUUUUAGAUGAAGCUGGCAAACAUAAUGUCAAAGAUCUUUUCUCUGGGGGGCUUUCAAAUUCUUUUCCUGUUGGUAUGUCAUCUACAGCAAAGCAUAUACUUGAGUGUGCAAAUGUAAUUUCUCCUCAAGAGAAUAAAAAGAUUAAAAUGGGUGAUCAAGCAUCAGUUCAAGAAGAUACUAUUCAAGAGGACAUGUUGAACUCAGUUAUAGAAGCCUCCAAUAUCUUUAAAGCAGUUGAAUUUCCAGAGUAUUAUGAUAAACUCAAAAAAUAUGCAGUACCUACGAAAACAAAAUAUAUAAGUAAGCAGGCCUUCAAAUAUAUGACAUUAUUUGAUAAAAUCAUAGAUGAUUACUUAUGGGAUGAUGAUGACGAUGGCGUAGUUGAGAAAAAAUUUAUUGAAACUGAUGAUGAAACCAUUUCUAUAAUGGAGAAAGUAGUUUAUAGUUUGGAUGAAUUGACAAAAAAAUUCAAUUGUCUAUCUCAUACACUUUCUAUUCCAACAGAACAAUAUGAAGGAUUUUUAUAUCCUGAUGUUCAUAUUAUUAGAAGCAUUUCAAGCACAUAA
Cetraspora pellucida is the source of this 921-nucleotide messenger RNA. The record is from the annotation of a GenBank genome assembly. Lineage: Eukaryota; Fungi; Glomeromycota; Glomeromycetes; Diversisporales; Gigasporaceae.